Syngnathus typhle (broad-nosed pipefish) is the source of this 2598-nucleotide messenger RNA. It is a transcript of the gene mdm4, whose product is annotated as MDM4 regulator of p53. Gene Ontology annotation, cellular component: nucleus. Gene Ontology annotation, molecular function: ubiquitin-protein transferase activity. Bases 138 to 1634 code for a protein of 498 amino acids. Gene Ontology annotation, biological process: negative regulation of apoptotic process; protein ubiquitination; regulation of cell cycle. The transcript is spliced from 11 exons. NCBI's taxonomy places the organism in Eukaryota, Metazoa, Chordata, Actinopteri, Syngnathiformes, Syngnathidae. The record is from RefSeq and is a predicted model, not a curated record.
CGGAAAUUCUUCCGUUCAUUUUGAAAAGCAGUUGGGCUAAGUGAUUAGCUUCCACUUAGCUAGUGUCUAAAACCCAGGAUUUAGACUCUCUAUUUUAAUCCCAAAAUGCCACUUUGGGGCUUUAAACAACAAUACGUAUGGAGCAAAUUAACGGCGUUAAAGUGAUACUAGUUAAUUCUGAGUUGAAGAUGAGCUCCCUAUCAGCCCAGGCCUCCGCCUCAGGCACGCCAUGCAAGGCAUUGCCUGGAGAAGGAAAUCAGGUCCAACCCAAGGCCCCACUCUUGCAAAUACUGCGCAUUGCCGGAGCCCAGGAGGAUGUCUUCACACUCAAAGAGGUAAUGCACUACUUGGGCCAGUACAUUAUGGGAAAGCAGCUCUAUGACAAACAGAGGCAGCACAUUGUUCACUGCCAGGAUGACCCUUUGGGAGAGCUACUUGAAGUGGAGAGCUUCUCUGUCAAGAACCCAAGCCCGGUGUAUGAAAUGCUCAAAAAAUACGUCGUCAUACUUGGUAGUACUGACGCUGCAGAGAAUCUUUCUGUGGGCCAUGAGUGUGUAGAGGGCGGAGUGGAAGAUCGUGGUCAGAUGUUGGUCAAAGCAGGACCAGAGGCUGCCGGUGAAAGGCCUCCCCUGCUGACCUGUUCCCAGAGAAGACCUCGAGAUCCCGAUGAUGACUCCCUUGAAGGUUUGCCACACACUGCCUGCAAACGACCCAAAUUAGAUGUCAGUCUUGAUGACUGGGACCUCUCUGGCUUGCCCUGGUGGUUUUUGGGCAAUCUCCGCAGCAACUACAGCCGCAGGAGCAAUGGCUCCACUGAUAUUCACACCAACCAAGAGGAGGACACAGCCAUUGUGUCGGACACCACAGAGGACCUGUGGUUCCUGACGGAAGGCGAGAGUGAGCAAGUGAGUGUGGAGAUGAAGGAGGCCGCGCUGGAGGAGAGAAGCGCAGGAGAAGGAGAUGCUCAGCUUGUUGAGGAGGAUGGGGGAGAAAAAGAGAAGAUGGAUAGAGAGAUGCAGGAGGAGCCAGAUGAAGACUCUCAGUGUCUCAGUGAUGACACAGACACCGAGAUCUCCACACAGGAUGCGUGGCAGUGCAGCGAAUGCAGGAAGUACAACUCCCCCCUGCAGAGGUACUGCGUCCGCUGCUGGGCCCUGCGCAAGAACUGGUACAAAGACGUGCCCCGACUUGCCCACUCCCUUUCCGUCCCCGACAUUCCGGCGUUCAGCUCCCUGAGCGCGCACCGGGAGGACGAGGACAGCGACGCGGGUAUCGACGUCCCCGACUGCAGCCGCACCGUUUCCGACCCGGUCAUUCUGCCCUCCCAUGCCACGGCUGACAGACCGCUGCCACACGCCACGACGGCCCGACGCCCUUCCGGCCACAGGGACGAGCAGGCAUCAGGGGGGGAGAGUCAGGAGAGUCUGGGCAUGGAGGUGGAAUGCCCCCCGGAGGCCCUGCUGGAGCCGUGCAAGCUGUGUGGGGUUAGACCUCGCAAUGGCAACAUAAUCCACGGACGCACGGCCCACCUCCUCACCUGCUUCCCAUGUGCCAGGAGGCUCCAUAAGUUCCAGGCUCCUUGCCCGGGAUGCGGAAAGAUUAUCCAGAAAGUCGUCAAGAUAUUUGUCGUGUAGAAUACCAACGGCGCUCUCAUUUGCAUGCACUCUGUGUACUGUGUUUAGCACCAUCUUCAUUUAGCACUUUGGCGCCUCUGAAGGACGGACGGAGCCGUAUUUUGUUUGGUGCCACAUUCUCGCAAGGUAUCAGUAAGAGCAGAGAUAUAUAUUAAUUUAUGAGAGUGGCCGUGCAGCUAUUUUGUGCCCUUAUGGUAAAAUAAGAUCUCUUGAAUGGUGCUCUCUGAAAAGAAGUAUUUUUUUUUUUGUCUUGAUUAGUUCUCCUCACAAAUUGCCUGUGCAGAGAAGAAUCAAAGACUUUCUUCCACCCCUCUUUCCAGUUUGUUUUCAAUCUUCCGUUUGGGUCAAGGAUGCGAGUAGAAGACAAGGCUGCGGAAUGAAAUGAAACUACGAUGCUCUUACUACAAUCGUCUUCCUCAGCUCUCCCUUUGUAUGUAAGCCAAGAAUCUCCAAUUACUGUCUAAUUGCUCAAAAUGAUAUCCGAAAUUUCAACAUUUUCUCCUAGGGCGGCCUUAUUUGACCAGACCACCAGUAACCUGACUAUGUAUUUAUGAUCAUUUUAAAUAGAAGGAAAAGCCUGCACGUGUUCUGUUUAAGAGUAGACAAAGUAAAACGUUUUCCAGGCAAAAUGCAUUAAUUGUAGUAAAAUCAAAAGGCUUAAGGGGGAGGUUGGUGGUUGAUAAGAGCUUUUCACUGCCAUGUGUGUUUUUCUUUAGAUUUUGGUACCAUGCCUUUGAAUUAUUUGAAAGAUUGUAAAGUACAACUUCAUACUUACAUUACUUUUUGAGUGAUGAUGUUGAGCCUUCUACAUAAGCUGUACAGAUGUCACCGAGCUUCAGUGAAGUUGAUGAUUUUUGUCUCCUUGCUUGCGCUUUAUUUCUCUGCCUAUAGGGGGCGAUAUAUUUUCUGUGGUGGUGUGGACAAGCUGUACAUUAGCACUAACAAUAAAAAGCAAAUGUAGACA